CUGCUGUGCUGGGGUACUAACGCACUCGGCUUGGGCUCUGCCUUCACUGUAAGACUCACUCACCACAUACAUUGUUGGACUGACUAGAUAGGCUCCUCCUGGUCGUGCCUCCAACUCCCGUCUGCAAAAGUCUCUUCUGCACUCCAGUCCUGGCUUUGUAUGUCGCUCAAGGAAGGUAGGAGGCUGUUAGAGCUCCACUGGAUGGACAAGUGCUGCUAAGACGGCUUUCCACAGUUGUUCCAUCCUGGAAGUACAUAGGCAGAGGGACACAAUCCCAGGCAUACUGAUGCUGCAGAGUUCCGAUGAUGCUCUUUUAGCUGGUACGACUCAGCCAGAUCACUACGGAGGAACCUACUUUCCAACAAUGUGAAUGUACCUUUCUUGUUCGCAUUUUAAGUUUAGCCUUUUUUGUGUUCCUUUUGAUCGAUUGUUGAAGGCUAAGGUGCUUAAAAUUGCAAGAAAUCAGAGGGCGGCGGCAACUAAUAUUUACAGAGGAGUGUUACAACUCGCUGGGGAGCCCUAAACAUUUGUUUUGGGUGACUUAAUCAUCAUCAUUUUCUGUGAAGUGCGGUUGUGUGUCUAAGUGAUCCACAGUGGGAUUUUUCUGUGCUUUUAAUUUUCCUUCUACCAGACGCUGUCACCGUGCCUCCUUUACCGUGUGAGCCAUGGGGAAACAUACUGAGACUGCAGGGGACUGGAGACCGGGCGCAGGGCUGGUACGAUGGGGAUACUUGCUGAAACUGGUCAUCAUACCUGCCCUGGCAACGCUGGCUCUGAUGAGCGGUCAUGCUGCAGCGCAAGAUGAUGACUUCUUUGGUGAACUGCCAGAAACUUUUCCUUCAGAUCCUCCGGAACCACUGCCCCAUUUCUUAAUUGAACCAGAGGAAGCAUACAUUGUGAAAAACAAGCCUGUGAAUCUAUACUGUAAAGCUAGCCCCGCCACUCAGAUCUACUUCAAAUGCAACAGUGAGUGGGUUCACCAAAAGGACCAUGUGGUGGAGGAGAGAGUUGAUGAAACCUCAGGUCUUGUCGUCAGAGAGGUGAGCAUUGAGAUAUCUCGACAGCAGGUGGAAGAGCUCUUUGGUCCUGAGGAUUACUGGUGUCAGUGUGUAGCAUGGAGUUCAGCUGGCACUACCAAAAGUCGAAAGGCUUUUGUCCGCAUAGCAUAUUUACGGAAGACCUUUGAACAGGAACCAUUAGGGAAGGAGGUAUCAUUGGAACAGGAAGUUCUUCUUCAGUGCCGCCCACCCGAAGGAAUUCCUGUUGCAGAGGUGGAAUGGCUGAAAAAUGAAGAACUAGUUGACCCCACAGAGGAUCGCAAUUUCUACAUCACCAUUGACCACAACUUGAUCAUCAAACAGGCCCGCUUGUCUGAUACUGCCAACUACACUUGUAUCGCAAAAAACAUUGUGGCAAAGAGAAGAAGUACCACAGCUGCUGUGAUUGUUUACGUCAAUGGUGGCUGGUCUACCUGGACGGAGUGGUCAGUAUGUAGCGUCCGUUGUGGAAAAGGCUACCAGAAGCGUACCCGGACCUGCACCAACCCUGCUCCACUAAAUGGAGGUGCUUUCUGUGAAGGACAAAAUGUGCAGAAAGUUGCUUGCACUACUAUAUGCCCAGUCGAAGGAGGCUGGACUCCAUGGAGCAAGUGGUCAACCUGUGGGACAGAGUGCACACACUGGCGCAGGAGAGAGUGUGCUUCUCCAGUGCCCAAAAAUGGCGGGAAGGAUUGUGAAGGUCUGCCACUCCAGUCUAAAAACUGCACCGAUGGAAUGUGCUUGCAAAAAGUUGGUUUAACACAAAUUUCACCUGAACAAAGAGGUCACAAUGGAAAUGGAUUUUCUUCUGCUCCAAGUUCAGAUGACGUUGCCCUGUAUGUAGGCAUUGUGAUAGCUGUGAUUGUGUGCCUUGGAAUUUCAGUAGUUGUGGGACUGCUAGUUUACAGAAAGAACCACCGAGACUUUGAAUCUGAUAUCAUUGAUUCCUCAGCACUUAAUGGUGGAUUCCAGCCUGUCAACAUCAAGACUGCUCGACAAGACUUGCUUGCUGUCCCACCAGAUCUCACUUCUGCAGCUGCCAUGUACAGGGGCCCUGUCUAUGCACUACAUGAUGUUUCUGACAAGAUUCCAAUGACAAACUCCCCACUUCUUGAUCCAUUGCCAAACCUCAAGAUCAAAGUGUACAAUUCUGGUACUGUCACACCACAGGAUGACUUGUCAGACUUUUCGGCAAAAUUGUCCCCACAAAUUACUCAGUCUUUAUUGGAUAACGAGGCGUUGAACCUUAAAAACCAGAGUCUAGCACGGCAGCGAGAUCCAUCCUGUACUGCUUACGGGACCUUCAACUCCCUAGGGGGGCAUCUUAUUGUCCCCAACUCAGGUGUAAGCUUGUUGAUUCCUGCAGGAGCCAUUCCACAGGGUCGAGUCUACGAGAUGUAUUUAACAGUACACAGGAAGGAGAACAUGAGGCCACCAGUAGAGGACAGCCAGACACUGUUAAGCCCUGUGGUGAGCUGUGGGCCACCAGGUGCCUUACUGACACGGCCAGUUGUCCUUAGUGUGCGUCACUGUGCAGAACCCAGUACAGAAGACUGGAGGAUAGAACUGAAGAGCCAGUCAGCCCAAGGUCAAUGGGAGGAUGUUGUCAUUGUUGGAGAGGAAAACUUCACAACACCAUGUUAUAUUCAGUUGGACUCUGAGUCUUGUCACAUUCUUACAGAAACUCUGACCACAUAUUCUCUAGUUGGGCAAUCAGUCACCAAAUCAGCUGCAAAACGAUUAAAGCUGGCUAUUUUUGGCCCAGUGUCCUGCAAUUCCGUGGAGUACAACAUUCGAGUUUACUGCUUGGAUGACACAGAAGACGCACUAAAGGAAGUUAUUCAGCUGGAGAAGCAGACAGGUGGAGAGCUCUUGGAUGAGCCAAAGACAUUACACUUCAAAGGUAGCACUCAUAACCUGAGGCUGUCGAUUCAUGAUGUCCCACACUCUCUCUGGAAGAGCAGACUUAUAGCUAAAUACCAGGAAAUUUCCUUCUACCACAUCUGGAGUGGAUGUCAGCGACACUUACACUGUACUUUCACACUGGAGCGAUUCAGCAUGGCUACAUCGGAGCUUGUCUGCAAAUUGUGUGUCCGCCAAGUCGAAGGAGAGGGUCAAAUUUUCCAGCUCAACUGCACAGUGUCAGAGGAGCCCAGUGGUAUCGACUACUCUCUUAAUGAAUCAGCCACUCACAUCACAACGGUUGUGGGACCAAGUGCAUUCAGUAUCCCACUCUCCAUCCGUCACAAGCUGUGCAGUAGCCUUGAUGCUCCUCAGACCAGAGGACAUGACUGGAGGAUGCUGGCUCAUAAACUUAAAUUAGAUAGAUACCUUAAUUACUUUGCCACAAAAUCUAGUCCUACUGGUGUAAUCUUGGAUCUUUGGGAAGCACAGAACUUUCCUGAUGGGAACUUGAACACACUGGCUACAGUUCUAGAAGAAAUGGGAAGACAUGAGACAGUUGUCUCCUUGGCAUCAGAAGGAAAGCAUUGACCAGAAGAAAAUGUGGUGGCAGUAGGAUAAGAAACCCCAGAUGCAGGAAGUGGCUGUGCUUUGAAGUUUUGACUGGCAGAAAAAUGACCAAUGACUAUUGCAGAUGAUGAAAUUUAAGACUUUCCUAUAUAAAAAGAAAUAUCUUGUACAUUAUCACAGUAUUUUAAAAAUCAUGCAAAAGUUAUACUUCUGAAAUUUUUAGUCUCCUUAAUGUUCCUUCUGUUUUGCUGUACACUGCUUCGUACAGGUUUUUACAGUUUCCUAGGAAACGCUUUUUAUUGCUAUCCAGGUAAAUGGAUAAACUUUCUUAAUCCUGGUUCUUACGGUCUACAGUGUUUACAACAUUGGGUGGUUGGCUUAUUGAACAGUAGACAAAAGUGCCCGCUUCAGCGCUGUGUUAGUUCUGUCUCAUGUCCUUUAUUCAGCAAAGGAACAGGCCUCUUUUGCCUUGAUAGCUGGCUGUAUGGAUUUUUCUUGUGGAUGUUUUGCGUACAUAGAGGAGGCACAGCAGAAAAGCAUAGUAGGAGGAAAACGACAUUUUUACUUUUGUGUGUUAGGCGCAGCCUUUCUUGUCAGCCUGCACUGCUCAGCCAUUUUGAAUAAUUCUGGCUGCAAAACCUCAGCUGAUGAUUCAGUGAAAAUGAAUGUUGGUCUGGUACUGCACUAUGCAAUUGUGUGCCCUCUUGGUGAGCUGAACAGUUUGAAAAAUGCAUUUAGGAUCAGCCUAUCAGAAAAAAAGAUGCUGUCUGCCUCCUCUAUGUUUUGACAGCUACUCAUUAAAUCUAGGGGCAUCUGACAGUGCGUUAAUAAAGCAGAAAUUAACUUUAUGUUUCUCAAGAAAGGUGUGAAAUAGUACUUUCUUAUUUAUUUAUUUAUUUGAAGAUACUCAACUUGGUUACAUUGUCUUGCCUUACAGUAUAGCAAGGCUAUAUGAACUACACAAGUUUUAUACUCUCAUAUCACAGCCAAAUGUGAUUUCUUGAAACAAAAAGUCAAGGUUUAAAACACUGUGAGGCCUUAAGACUGGUUAAAACUAGACCUGUCAUGUGUGAGCAGGGUCCUUUCUGUAAAAUGAAAUGGCAUUCAGACCAACAUGCUGAUCACCUUGUAGAACCACUGCUAAAAUGGUAAGACAGUCCAUCGUCAUUAGUGUUUCUGUGUGAUCAGCUCCAUCCUUUCUCACAUUCAUUGUAAAAACAAAGAGCUGAGUGUCAGUCACAAUGGAUUUUUUUACUUCUGAUGUUAUUUAUUUUCAUUUGUUUGCAGUCAUCUUUGCAUUACUUUAAAGAGCAGACGGAAGAAAGACUUUUUUGCCAAUAUCGUUAGCCUCUUCUUAUAACCAUUUCAUUUAACAGAUGCCUCAACCCAUUUCUUGCUGCAACAUUCUGACUAGCAGAAAUAUUGCCCCAAAUGGGAAUAUUCAAGUUUUAGCACUUUCUUUUACUCCUAUUGUUAUAUGUCUCAGAAUGUGCACAGUAAAGAAAGCCUUUUUUAAACUGCAAAAAAAAAAUGACUUGGCAUUUCCUGAGUGUGCACUUUAAGGUCUUCUGUAUCACGAUGCAGGAUGACUGUCUGAUGUUCAGAUUGUUUUUGUGAGGAAACCUGAUUUAUCGCAUCCUUUGAUGUCUUAUGGUUGCAUAGCACUGAGGUUGCUUGAAGCCUUUGUGAGUGCACAAAUGCAAACACACACACACACACACACACACACACACACACACACACACACACACACACACACACACACACACACACACACAUACACACACACUUUUAAGCCAUUGUCUGUCCACUAGCACUCUGCUGUGACCUAGCCAGCCUGUUUGUUCUUGUUUGUGGUGAGAUUCAGUCAUUGGAUUCCAUCAUUAGGGCAGGCGUCAGGUUUUUCUAUUUGAUCCUUAUUUCCUGGUACCCCCAUAGUAAUUGAUGGAUUUGCCAACAUUACCAGCCUCUGAACUUACAUAUACCAACUCCGAGGUAGGUUUACCUCAGAGAAAAGGGAAUAUUCUGAGAAAUGGCCAUCUCAAACUUAGUAUAUGUAAGUCUGUUUUCUGGCCAUUCAGUCUCCUGUUUCAGUACUAACUGUAGUGGGCCAUGACAUUUCAAAUGGCUACCACAUUGCUAGGCAUUUGUGGACCUAUUGCUGCUAAUGAAACUCACUCUUUGUGUACAGGAUGCCUUGAUACACUCAUCCCCCAAACAUGUGCAAAGCAGCACUGACUCAUUCUGCCCUUCCUUGCCACUUCCUGUUUACUAGUCAGCCCCAUAUCAUUUGGGUCAUGUUUAGAGAUCAUCUCUGUCCCUCACAGUGCCAGCUGUAGUUACAUGGAUAAUAGUAUGACUUCAUUAAUAAGAAGAACAGGACAGCAAGACCCCUGUUGAAAAGUCGGCACUCAAAAUGCUGAGUGCUGAAAAGUAAAAAAAAAAAAAAAAUCCAGAGAAGAGGAAAUCUUGAAAAUUGCUGUUCUCCUUAAAAUGUCUUUUUUGCAGGGGGCAAGGUCUCCCUCCACCUCCACACCCUCAACAUGUAUACCAACUCCACGAUCACCAUACUUUGAUGACAAAAAAAUAUUCUGAGAAAUGGCAUAUCGGACUUAGUAUAUGUAAGUCCAAUCUUUCAGCCAUUUAGUAUCCAUAUUUCAGGACUCGCUGAAGUGGGUCCUAGCAUUUUAAAUGGUUACUGGCAAAGGCUGCCCUUGAUAAAAAAUGUCUGUAUUACCUUUGGUAGCAUUUCUAAAUAUAUACUGAUGGUUUCAUUUCAAAUUAUAAAACCAUUUCCUCUCUGUCUGUCUUUCUCUUUCUCUAUGACAAUAUGAGUUCUGAAAACUAAAAGGUUGUGGUCUACAUGAGGCAUUGUUGUGCUCUGAUGUUUGAAGAGUGGUACACAGUGCAUGUUAAGAAACCCCUCCUUAGUGCUACACAGCAGGUUCUACACUUGUCCAUAGCAAGUCUCAUAACUCCACACAUACGUUCAAAGUUGUGCCCUGCUGUAAUGACAGUUUAUAGUUGACUUCUGGGACUUUUAAGUCUUGUUAAACAAGACAGUUCAUCAUGUCAAGGCAGGUCUUUCCCAGAUCCAUGUUGAAAGCAGCCUUGUUUAGUUUUUUUAAGGGGACUGUUGGUUACCAAGAGGUUUAUGAAUUGCUUCUGUCUGUAUACAGGUCAGACCAUCAGGGUAUCAUUAACAUGAACUCCUGCAGAAACUGGCAUGUGAAAUCAGGUAAAGAACAUAAACUGUAGGAAGUAAGGUUUGAUGUUCGACUUCAGAGACCAUUAUUUGUCAGAACUGAAAUGACUGAGAUGCAUUAUGAUUUGAUGUGUCUUUGCAAGGCAGUAGGAAAUCUCUUCUCGUCAUCUAAUGGAUUUUUCUUCUUAUAAUUCAUUGUUGUAGGGUAGAGCCAUCUAACUCAAGAGAGCAAGGAAGGAAACACCAGAGAUACUAUUAUAGCCAACAUUUUGUCCUUGAACCUUACAUCAGCACCUAAAUGCGGUGGUUGUCACAUCAUUUUAUUGCUUUUACAAUGUGUUAGGCAUUUAUUAUUGUUUGUGAUGACUGCUUAUGUAUUUGUUUAUUGUUUUUUUUAUGCGGUAAUAGCAAUGGGGGGGCAGUGCGCAUGUUCAUUGAAAUGCCUAGAAAAUGCAAUACAUACAAAAUUAAACUAACACUGUAUUUAUUUCAGUAUGUUUGUCUUAAUGAGAUUUUUCCUACAAAAGUGGCUUUUAUUUGAGAAUUCUGCUGAAUCUUCAGCUUAUGGUACAUUUAUAAAGGUUAUUUUUGUUGUUUCUUAUCUCCCAAAUGCUGUAUCUACUAUGCAAUUUUGCAUUGUUGUAAAGAAUUACUAACAGAAAAGUGCUAGCAGUUGCAUUAACCCUUUCUGUAUAGUGGCGGUGUGGUUAGUUAUGGGGCACGCCUUAUGUUUGUUCUGUCGUUUCCCUUUAUUAUUUUCUUUUUUUGCAAAUGCCUGCAUUUACUCUGUCACCUCAAAAAUGUACAAAGUGUAAUAAAGAAUUUUUAAACAAGUAAUAAAUUAUAUUUAUAAGCAGUUUACAAUAUGGAA
This is a messenger RNA of Protopterus annectens (West African lungfish), 7585 nucleotides long. RefSeq names its product unc-5 netrin receptor C (gene UNC5C). Lineage: Eukaryota; Metazoa; Chordata; Ceratodontiformes; Protopteridae. Gene Ontology annotation, cellular component: membrane. Gene Ontology annotation, molecular function: protein binding; netrin receptor activity. The transcript has 17 exons. The coding region runs from base 666 to 3530 and encodes 954 amino acids. Gene Ontology annotation, biological process: netrin-activated signaling pathway. The record is from RefSeq and is a predicted model, not a curated record.